AUGACUUCACUCCUCGCGGCUAUUUCGGCCCUGUGCUUGAUAGAGACCGUGUGGGCUGAGCCUAUACUCUCAUUUCCAUUCAAUGCGCAGUUGCCUCCCGUCGCCAGGCCAAACGUGCUUUUCUCAUACUCAUUUUCUCCAAACACAUUUCAAUCCGACUCCAACAUGACGUACUCUCUAGGAGAUCAUCCCAGGUGGUUAUCAAUCGAGAGUGAGAGUCGGCGCCUUUACGGGACGCCAAAGGACGAGGAUAUCCCUCCGGGCGAGGUUGUAGGCCAGCAGUUUGAUCUCAUUGCCACGGACAAUAUUGGCUCGACAUCCAUGAAUGCUACUCUUGUCAUCUCGCGCAAUCCACCGCCUUCCAUACAAGUCCCGAUUUCGCAGCAGAUGGAUAAUUUCGGGCAAUUCUCAGCUCCGUCCUCCAUCUUAUCCUAUCCGUCGACCGAUUUCAACUAUACCUUUGACCCGAGCACGUUUGGCACCGGGAAGAACCUCAACUACUAUGCAUCAACUAAUGACAACACUCCGUUGCCGGCAUGGAUCAGGUUCAACGACCAAACGAUGACCUUCUCUGGCAGGACUCCGGACUUUGAGACGUUGGUCCAGCCUCCGCAGAAAUUCGACUUCAAUCUCGUUGCGUCUGACAUUGUCGGCUUCGGGGGGACGUGUCUUUCAUUUGCAAUAAUAGUGGGAAGCCACAAGCUCUCCACAGAUCAGCCAGUCAUUCUUCUAAACGCUACAAGAGGAUCCAAGGCGAGCUACGAUGGGUUGGCAAAGGGUAUCCAGUUAGAUAACGAGGUCAUCCAGCCCGGUUCCCUCAAUGUGUCGGUCGAGAAUAUGCCGUCCUGGCUAAAUCUUGACCAUGGAACGCUGCUUCUAGAGGGGACUCCGAAGGAUGAUGACCAUUCCACGAAUUUCACAAUCAUCAUUCAUGACUCCUUUGCUGACACGCUGAACGUUUUUGUGCAAGUCGACGUGGCCUCGGGAUUGUUUGAGUCAAGUCUCGAGGACAUCAAAGUACAGCCCGGAAAUAGCUUCAGCCUAGACCUUACCUCACAUUUUCGCGAACCAAACGACAUCGAGCUCAACGUUGAUAUUGAUCCGGAAGAGAGCUGGCUACAAGUCCAAGGGCUCAAGCUAUCGGGCAACGUCCCCAAAGCAGUAACCGGCAAGUUCAACUUGUCCAUCAAAGCCGUUUCAAAAAGCACCGGUCUUUCGGAGACACAAACGCUUCACGCCGAAUUUCUCCCACCCUCUGAAGCAACAAACACGACAUCGUCGUCUGAGCCUACAACGCCGGUCAGUGCGACCUCCAAAGACUCCCAGCGUCACCACAUGGGCACAACCGAUGUUCUCCUUGCGACUAUCCUACCAGUUCUUUUCAUUACUUUCGCCAUCAUGCUGCUUGUAUGCCUCAUGCGCAGGCGGCGGCACCGCAGCACUUACCUUUCGGCAAGAAAGCAUCGACCCAAGAUAUCUGAUCCAAUACGGUUCACUCUACGCAAUAGCGAGUCAGACGCAGAGACAAUCUACCAUGUGGAGGAGACUAUUCGUCCAAAAACGUCCAACCCGCAGUUAUCUCGGAAAGCCGACGGCUACCACGUGGGGGGGAGGAUUCGUCCUAUCAGGUCCAAUACACGACUAUUUAAGAAGGGCGAGGGUAUCUUUGCAGACGUAGCGUCACGAGUAUCAUCAAGGUCAAGGGCAUCGGGUACCUUGGGCGGCGGCUCGGUUGUGCGUGCUCCGCCAUGUCCGAUGGUCUCGGGAGCUCGGUCUGCCACGGCCAGGAGCGUCAGCCCACUGGGAGAUGAUGAAGAUCACCGCUCGUGGUUUACGGUGGAGAGGACGACAGUUGGUGAAAGAAGCCACAAGUCGUCAAACAGCGACCAGUCAGACACGACCCUACCUGAAGUCGCCCUGCCAUACUUACCCACGUCUGGGUUUCUCUCAGAUGCAGGGGAGAGUGCAUUCAGGAGCGGAUUAGAUAUAACUCUGCCUUCGUUGGACGAUUUGGCCAACAUCCAGCCCCUUACUGUGGCACAACAAACAUCAGGCCAGCGAUCCAGCUCUGGAGCCUUUUCAGCUACAACGUCGAGCUCGGCCGCACUGCCAACAGAUCUUGCCCUUAUUCAAGAGCCAUUUGACCCCAGUCUCGUUAGUCGAGCAAACGCGAAGGCCAAGGAGCCUGUAUUAAAAGCGCUGGAAAGGGCCGAGGCAGCAGAAAGCGUUUCAGAUAUAAAGCAGCCAGGCCUGGCGCGGCUUUCAAGUCAUCAAUGGCUCAGUCGCCGGGGCUCCUCCUGGAAAGAAGUGGAUUCUGUGACUGGAGCCAAGAGCUUCCGCACAGAGCCGUCGUUCGGAUCCAACGAGAACUGGCGCGUCAUCGGACGACGAGACCCAAGCAUAGCAUACCUAGAGCUUGUAGACGAAACGCCCUUCUUCCCGUCAAGGACGAACUCGAAAAACAACCUGGGGCAACCGGAAGAGCGGCGCAGUCUCGAGCUCAUGUCGCCCAGCAAAUGGGGCGAGGACGAGCGGAAGAGCACAAUACGGCCGAUGCGGUCCACGAGCGCAAUCUCGGUGCUGAGCGAUGACGGCGCAUCCGUAUUUGGGGAGCGAGAAGCAGUGGCAAAGGCAAAGGCGGCGGCUUGUAAGAGAGAGGAUUCAGCCAAGCUAUCAGAGCAAAGCUUCGGGGCGUUUAUAUAAGGGUGGGAAAGGAGAGCUGCUUUUUGGUUGGGUUUAUGUUUAUUUUCUUUUUGUCCAUUCUGUUACUAAGAGCAUGCUGGAUACCAUAUGAAGCUUGUUAGAGUUUUUGCUGAAGAAUUAGACGCACUCGCAUGAUGAAUU
Trichoderma virens Gv29-8 is the source of this 2844-nucleotide messenger RNA. RefSeq lists its product as uncharacterized. NCBI's taxonomy places the organism in Eukaryota, Fungi, Ascomycota, Sordariomycetes, Hypocreales, Hypocreaceae. Gene Ontology annotation, molecular function: calcium ion binding. The transcript has a single exon. Gene Ontology annotation, cellular component: membrane. The coding region runs from base 1 to 2703 and encodes 900 amino acids. The record is from RefSeq and is a predicted model, not a curated record.